This is a messenger RNA of Ictalurus furcatus (blue catfish), 9176 nucleotides long. RefSeq names its product MAM and LDL receptor class A domain containing 1 (gene malrd1). NCBI's taxonomy places the organism in Eukaryota, Metazoa, Chordata, Actinopteri, Siluriformes, Ictaluridae. The transcript is spliced from 33 exons. The coding region runs from base 1643 to 7039 and encodes 1798 amino acids. Gene Ontology annotation, molecular function: protein binding. The record is from RefSeq and is a predicted model, not a curated record. Gene Ontology annotation, cellular component: membrane.
AGCAUCUUCUGUCCUUGUCCGAGGGUCAAAACAUUAAAAAGUUUUGUAUGGGGAAAACAGUCCUCUAUCCCACAGUUUCCAGUGCUAUGGUCUAGUGCAUCUAAGACUGCAACUGACAGCCACCAUUCGUUUUGCCAUUUGUGACCCAAUCCAUGUCAGUGGAUCCAUGUCGCCAUUUUGGAUUUUUUUUGGUUAAGUCUGACAGGGUUUUGUGAAUGGGUCGGUCAUCAGACACUCACGGUACACUUAGGCUUAUUUGUUCGUUUCAUGGGGGGUCAUUAGGAUCGCUCUUUGUCUGACCUCGCUUCUUCUCAUGUUUGUUCAUCACAGGUAGCUCUAAUGGAAGCAUUAAUGGGACCAUAUCAGGCAUGUCCCACUGGAUGGAGACCCUAGGGUAGACCCAGGAUCAGCUGGAGAGAGAUUGGGUUUGGAAAUAUCUAGGAAUCCCAAAGGAAGAGCUGGAAUCUUUGGUCAAAAAUUUGGAGAAGCCUGGAUUGAACUAACAGUUGCAAGACUUACUAACAGAUCCUGUGAUUAAAUUUGGGGGUUCUUGGAGACUUCUUUUUGCAUCAGAUGGACUGCUCUUGGGUUGAAUUUACUGGGAUGGCAAGUCCUGGACAAUUUGGCAGGCUUUUGAAAUCUGAGCCCCUUGUAGAUUAUUUUCCUUGCAGUAGAAUGAUGUAUUUCAAAUAAUUUGUAGAGACUCAUAGGCAUCCACAACUUUUUUUUUUCUGAAGGCCUUAAUGAACUCUUUAGAUCUUGGCAUGAUGACGCCACAUACCUCAAUAGCAAAGGGAACACCAGACACUAGAUAUUAGAGGGGUUUAAAUAAGACACUUACCACCUGCACUCCCUAAGCAGAUUCUAAUCACUGGAACCCAAUCUUGAACACUUGAUUCAAAUUAUAUGUAUUUGAAGGUGUGAUAAUUGUAGGGGUGUACUUAAUUUUUCCAUGUGACUGACCUGUUUUUUUGUUAAUUGUGAAAAUUACUACAAAAGAUACAUUUUAUGUGCCAUUUCAUCGUGCGUAGACAUCUACAAUCACUGUGUUUUGUCUUCUUUGAAGGUUAUUGUAAUAUCAUAACCAACAUGACUUUCCUCCCAGUUAACACCGUGUCUGCAUGCUGUCUUUUAGCCACGGAUUCUUAAUAAAUGUGAUAACGCAUGAGAGAACAUUUGUCAUACAGCCAUGAGCUGGCAGCCAGAACUAAUGCCACCUAACACAAUGUGGCUCAAUUCACCAUCCAUGUUUUCUAUCCUUCUACAUUUUAAUCAAACUGAGAGUGCAUUGAGGAAGUCCUACUGAGGUGCGCCUGCCAUUUAGAUUACAGAUUGCAUGCUUUACAAUAGAUUUAUCUGUAGCCAAUGACUUCAAGGUUGACUUUAGUCUCCCCCAUACACACUGUUUUGUAACCAUCAUAAAAGUCAUUUAUGGCCUGUGGUUGGUUUGAGUAAAUUGCUUUCUCAGUGUACAGAAUUUACACAUACCCUUUUUUUUUUUGGUUUUUUUUUUUUUUUUUUACUUUUACGGAGCAUUGAGGAGUUCUGGGUGUGUGUGUGUCCUUUUUUUUUUUUUUUUUUUUUUUUUUUUAAACUGAGUUUAUGUAUUUAUGUUUAUUUGAUCUUACUGUCAGAAAGCCUAAUGCAUGCACUUGUGUGGCCCUCCGUCUUGGUAUGGGCUGUGAUGUGUGUGUCAGGUCAGCCAUGCCAGCCAGAUGAGUUUGAAUGCCUGACAGGAGAGUGUGUGUCAGAGAAGUACGUAUGCGACUUCACCCGAGAAUGUUCGGAUGGCAGCGACGAGAGGAACUGUACCCAUUCAGAGAGAUGUGAUUUUGAAGAUGGUCUUUGUGAUCUGCAAACACCAGACCCAAAUAAUUUGUGGACUCGAGGCUCAUGCCUGACUGAUCCUGGACCUCCAUUAGACCACACUGGCAACCCUGCAGGACACUACUUGUUCUUGCACUCUGAAACUGGAGAGAUAGUCAUUGCAGAAAUAUCCAGUCCAUUUUUUCUGCCCUCAGAGUCCUGCACGGUCACGUUCUACUAUCACAUUGGCCAGGUGGGUGGAGACUUACAGGUUCUGGUUAAAUCAGAACCUUCAGGAGAGCAGAGACAAAUCUGGAUUCAUACAGGACUGAAUAAUGAGCCACUUACAAAGCCUUGGAUAAAAACCUCAGUUACAUUCAGACAGAGCCAGGAGUUUCAGGUAAUAUUUCGUGGACUGGUGUUUGGCAACAUUGAUCCUAACGAAGUUAUUGCCUUUGAUGACUUGUCGUUUAGCCCAGGCUGUGUGUCUACUGGAGAGGGAAGACGUGCGUCCUCUGCAAGUCCCACUCAGUUUGACUGUGGGGCAGGUGUAUAUGUGGACCCAAAGCAAGUGUGUGACUUUACUCUGGACUGUCGUCAUGGAGAAGAUGAGGCCAACUGUUCUGCACAGUGUGAUUUCGAGGCAGGUGCAUGUGGCUGGCAUGAAUUCGCGCCUGGUGAUGGGUUCGACUGGGUCAGAAGCUCGCCUCAAGUCGUCUCCACAGACCAUCACUGCAAAGCACCUCCAAGAGACCACUCUACCAACUCAAGCACUGGCCACUUUCUUCUAGUCCUAAAGAACCGCAGCAGUUUUUCUCAGCAUGCUUUACUCCGGAGUCCGACGUUCCAGCAGGCUGGCCCGGACUGUAAAAUUUCCUUCUGGCAUUACAACGCUGGUAUAUCCGUGGGUGCAGCCAACAUGUACCUGCAAAUCAAAGGCAUGGAGAACUUCACAGUUCUGUGGCGCACACUUUACCAUCAGGGAAACUUUUGGCAGCCAGUGACUGUGCAGCUUGGCCGCCAGAGAAGUCCUUUCCAGAUCUUGGUGUCCAAACUGAGCCUGGGCGUGUAUGAUGGAAUCUCUGCACUGGAUGACAUCACAUUUCACAACUGCUCACUACCGGUGCCCAUGGACGAGUGUCCUACCCCCGACUACUUCCACUGUGGGCUGAGCCGAGCAUGUGUGGACCGCCUCAAGCUCUGUGACCUUGUUGAUGACUGUGGCGAUGGAACCGAUGAGGAAAACUGCUCCUCUGAGUUAAUGUGCGAUUUCGAGGAUGGCUUAUGCAGCUGGACUCAGGAUAAAGACGACAUUUUUGAUUGGACCUGGAACCAAGGAUCCACUCCCACUCCCAACACCGGCCCCUUUAAGGACCACACAUGGUCCAGUGUGAGUGGGCACUACCUCUACAUUGAGUCCUCUGCCCCUCAGAAGUUCAAAGACACUGCUGUACUCAUUAGUAGACCAUUUCAUCCCACUGUCAGCAAAGGAGAAGUCCCUUGGGCAACUUGUGUUUUCAGGUUCCACUACCACAUGCUGGGCCAGUACAUCUUCCAAUUAGCUGUCUACAUCCGCAACUAUGACAGUGGGCGUGGCCAAAUGCUGUGGAUUCGUCACGGUGACCAGGGCAACCUAUGGCACAGAAAGACCCUGUACAUCAGCAGUGCACGGCCCUUCCAGAUUCUUGUAGAGGGAACAGUGGGAGAUGACUUCACAGGAGAUAUAGCAAUAGAUGACCUCUCAUUUCUGGGCUGUGAGCCAUAUGAGGGUGAACUCCCUUCAUUUGUAGCCAGCACUAUGACUCCUGCAAUCAGCCAUCCCACAUUGCCUCCUAGUCACUGUCAACUGGGCCAGUUUGUGUGUGGGGCCUAUGGAGAGUGCGUGAGCCAGAAUCAAGUGUGUGACUUCAGACAGGAUUGUUCUGAUGGGUCUGAUGAACAAGGCUGUGUGAUGGAACGGUGUUAUUUUGAGGGUGGAAAUUUAUGUGGGUGGGAGCUGGAUAGUCCCAAACCUCCAGUUCCACUACAUGCCUUCAAGUGGCUAAUAGGACAAGGAGAAACUAUAUAUCAUGGUGAAGAAUAUCACAGGCCUGUUAAUGACCAUACACUUGGCACUGCAGAAGGAUGGUACAUCUAUGCAGACAGCUCUAAUGGUGGUUAUGGCCAUGUGUCUGAUCUUAUAACCCCACCCAUCACUGCCACAGGGCCCCAGUGCACCAUGGAAUUCUGGUACUACAUGAGUGGCUUCACUGUGGGAACGCUACAGGUUUGUAUCAAGUCUGGUAAUGUCACACAUGAGGUGUGGUCUGAAACUGGAAACCAAGGCAGCCGCUGGAUGCUUGGCAAAAUUUUCAUCGGAAUCCGCCACAAUUUUCAGGUCAUCCUCCGUAGUAAGCGAGGCGUUAGCUACAUGGGUGACGUGGUGGUUGAUGAUGUUGAGUUUAUUGACUGUGCACCUCUGAUCUUCUCGGGUCUCCCCUGCACAAAGUACGAGUUUGCAUGUGCUAAUGGACUCUGUAUUCCUGAUGGCAAUCUAUGUGAUUUUAUCGACCACUGUGGGGAUGGCUCAGAUGAGAACCACUAUAUCUGCAAGGGCUUUCAUGGCCGCUGUAACUUUGAAUUUGACCUUUGCUUCUGGAGCCAAAUGGAGGACGACAAUUCUGAUUGGCUAAUUAAAGCAGGAAGACCACCCAUGGUGGGAACAGGCCCGUCGACUGAUCACACUCUGCGCAACUCAUCAGGCCACUACCUGUACAAGGAGAACAUUUUCUCCAAAACCUCUGGAGACAUUGCUCAAAUCUCCAGCCCAGUGUUCAGCCAGAGCAGCAGAGAAUGCAAGAUGGUGUUUUACCUGCAUAUGUCUGGUGAGGGCGCUGGCACUCUGAGUGUGUAUAUGAUCACAAAGUCCUCCCUCUCCCUCCUCCUCAACCUCACUGGGUAUCAGGGCAACUACUGGAUCAGACGGGAAGUACCCCUUUUCUCCAAAGAGCACUUCCAAGUCAUGUUUGAGGGCAGCAUGGGCCGAAAUGGAAGGGGAGACAUCAGCAUCGAUGACAUCACUUUCUCGCCAGGCUGUCUCUUUAACCAUGAUCCCAAGACAAACCACCCAGACCCUCCGCCCACUGACUUCAGCCCUCUAGGUUUACUUCAGUGUGGUAACGGUGACUAUUACAAACCAGAGCAACUAUGUGAUUUUAUUGACAACUGUGGGGACAACACUGAUGAGAAGAACUGCGGGACUUCCUGCUCAUUCGAGGACGGACAUUGUGGCUGGAAGAGUUCUCAUGCAGACAAUUUUGAUUUAAUGCUGGGCACUGGCUCCUCCCAGAGCAUCAGACCACCACAUGAUCACACUCUGAUGAAUGAAAACGGCCACUUUCUGUAUCUGGCAGCCACUCCGGUAGGUCUAAAGGGGGAUAAAGCUCAUAUGAGAAGUUUUGUAUAUAAAGAGUCCAGCGCCACCUGCAAACUAGCUUUCUGGUACUACAUUUCCCACAAAGCAACAGGAGUCAUCCGUCUCUUCUUAAAGACAGAGAAUGAGCUGAGGGAGGUGUGGAUGGAGCAGAGGAUGAUGCCUGAGUGGAGGAGAGCUGAGGUGCCUCUGCGGAACCUGAGGAACUUUGAACUUAUCUUUGAGGUAGUGCGUGCGAGAGACGUCAGUGGCGGGGCGGCACUCGACGACCUGCAGUUCAUCAACUGUGCCCGCAGUGGCACACAUCCUGGUUCUUGCCCUGAAGUCACCGAUUUUGUGUGCAACAAUGGCAACUGCAUCGUUUCCAGUCUGGUGUGUGACAAUAAGCCGGACUGCACCGACGGAUCUGAUGAGCUGGACUGCAGUGGCCUGGCAGGAGCUUGUGAUUUUAACAUGCCUGGGGAUGUGUGGGAGGCAGCAUGUCAACUGGUGCAAGAUCAGGAGGAUGACUUUGACUGGCUGAUAGGACAUGGCAGAACACAUCAAGGAACAGGACCAUCUACUGAUCACAGCCCCGAUGGUGCAGGGAGCUACCUGUAUGUGAACUCAUCCUUGCAACAAGAGGGGGAUGUUGCUCGUAUAAUCACCCAGCAGGAGUUUCCUGCCAGUACUGGUGUCUGCCAUCUGCGCUUCUGGUUCCACAUGUACGGCUCCAAACAAAUGGGCACACUGAAGGUCUACACGGUGGGCAGUAGCGGCAUUCCCUUACUGAUGUGGGCUGCUAGUGGGAACUAUGGAGACAGGUGGCGUUAUGGUAACGUGGUGCUGUCAAACCCUCAUCCUUUCAGAGUGAGUUUUCAGGCUGAAGUGGGAGGAGACAAGUGGACAGACAUCGCCAUUGACGACCUCUCGUUCACCCAAGAGUGUGCCAUAGGAGCUCCCGUCACCCCUGUGCCUCCGACGUGUGAUUCAGGACAAUUCCAGUGUGUGUACUUGUUGGAGUGUGUCCCCCAGAUCUGGCGCUGUGAUGGAGAAGCAGAUUGUGUGGAUGGUUCAGAUGAGGAGGAUUGUGGGAGUUUAGUACCCGGGACUGUGCCGCCACAAACAGGCUGUGAGGAUACGCAGUACCACUGUGCCAAGAACAUGUGCAUUCAUUCAUUGUUGCGCUGUGACGGCAUAGCAGACUGCCCCAACGGCGAGGACGAAUAUGGAUGUCCUGUUCUGAAGUGUGAGAUUGGGGAGUUGGUGUGUGAGAGUAGCUGUAUUCCUCACAGCAAGCGAUGUGAUCACACUGUCGACUGUCCUACCUUUAACUCUGACGAGUCUAGCUGCUAUGAGUGCCCCACUGGUUACUGCCUCAAUGAUGGGAUGUGUAGUGUGGGGAACCAUGGACCUGUGUGCAUCUGUAUAUCAAUGUGGACUGGCAACCGCUGCCAUGUGCAGCUAAAACCAACAUCUCCCACAUCUUCAAUUGUGAUUCCUGACACUGAACCAGUCAUACUUUACAGUGCUGUAAGUGUCGCAGUGAUCCUGAUUCUGGCUGUUGUCAUUGGCACUAUUAUCCUCUUCCUCGUACGAAGGAAGUGCACAGUUAAGGAUUCCAAGUUGAUUGCCAAUGACGAACUGGACAUGUAUGCUACUGAGUGUAGAGGAAAGUUUCUAGAUGUGAGGCCCAGAAAAUCUGCUGCCUUUAAGGCAAGAUGGAGUAAAUUUCCUAAACUGGCUAUUAGUGUUUACCCAUGGAGAGAUGAACCAGAGAUUCCUGCCAAACUGUCUUUUUCCAACCCACUCUACAAGGAACCCAAAAGCUCUGAGGCCUGAGGAUAGACACACACACACACACACACACACACACACACACACUCACACACACAAAGGUACUACAAAACCCCUACGGAUGUACUUUUGUAAUUUGAUCCUUCUUGGCUAACAUGACUGUACUUGUACAACAUCCAAAGCCUUAAAACUAUAUAUUUAUGAAAAAUUUAAUUUAUUUUCCUCUUCUGGGACAAAACACUGAGCGCAACUUCAAAUUACCAGCUUAUUCCUUGGGCUCUGAGAUGUUAGAGCCUGCAUUUAAAGUUCUCCGAGUUGAGGAAGUUGUCGCAUUAAGAAGCAAAACCCAAACUCUUUAUAACUCCGUCAUUUUUCAAUGAACAAGACAAAUUGUCCUUGUUUUGAUUUCCUGUUUUGUUCAGAGUAGAAACAUGUGUGGCUUUCAUUAUUGUUCAUAUAACAUAGAAUAGACCACAAUUCUACUGCAAAACCUGGGCUUUGUUUAAGAUUUAAAUCAUGAAAUGGUUUUCGUGUGGGACCACAGCAUAUGCCAAUAAAUGCAGACAGUUCACCAAAACCAAUAUUCAGCCUGACAGCAUGACUUUUCAGUUGUGUGUGUGUGUGUGUGUGUGCUUUAGACUCUCUCUGUCUCGCUCUCAGAAUUAGCAAUUACCAGUAACGUCACUACAUGUGUUGAUUUAAAUGGCGAGUUGAAGCAUUUUAUUACAUUUAGCAAAUGACAGUCAGAUAGUAUGUCCUGCACCUAGAACAAUUCUAAAAUACACCAAAUUAUAGGAAAGUUAUAACGUUAUAUGAUAAAGAAUAUGUUAUUCAUAUACAAUAAGUAAGUAAUGAAUAUUGUAUGUUGUCAUGGCAAUAUGUGAAUGCUGUAUUAAACUGGAUAUUUAAGGUCACUGAACUCAGAAACACACACCCACACACAAUGUGAUACUAAAUCAGUCAUUGAACUGCUGAUCUGAGGUUCUGCGGAAACGCAGCUUUAUUGAUCACCUUUUUCCAUGCACAGUAUGUGUGUUUGUGGGUUGUGUUUAUACUCGCUCCUGUGUUUUUAACAAGAAAUUCAGAACACUUAACAAAACAAUGUGGGAAUCAUUAUGUGCCUCCAUCCGUUAAUGUGAAUGUUAUUAGAAGGCUACGGACUCACCGAGGAAUUAAAAUACUGAAACACCCACUCGCUAUAUCAUAAUUCAUAUGAAAAUAAUCCCUUUAGUGCCGGGGUUCUCAAACUUUUUAACAGCUUUAUCUGUCAAAUAAAUUCUUUGCUACAAAUUUAUGAACGCAAUCCACGUAUUCAAAUAUCAAGCUCAUAAUUUAAACAUGUACUAAUCCACUCUGGCUAAUGAAGAUUUGUUUUUUAUUCAGCUUUUUAAUUCUAGGUUCAUGCUGGCAUUUUUUUUUUAGGAAGGGUUUGUGGGGGGCAUGGUUGGGGGUUCAAAUCCCGCUUCCCGUCGUGCAUGUUCUCCCCGUGCUUUGGGGACGUCUUCCAGGUACUCUGGUUUCCUCUCCCAAUCCAAAGACAUACGUUGUAGGCUGAUUAGCAUUUCCAAAUUGUUCAUAGUGUUUGAAUGUGUGUGCGAUUGUGCCCUGCGAUGUGUUGGCACCCCAUCCAGGAUGUCACCCGCCUUGUGCCCAGCAUUCCCUGGGAUAGGCCCCAGGCUCCCCGAGACCCUUUGUAGGAUAAGCGGUAUGGAAAAUAGUGGAUUUGUAUAGAAUUUUCCUUUCUAGCACCAGAUGAACUGGGAACAUUUCGGCAUUGAUCAUAACAUAGUCAGAGAUUAUUUGAAUGGUAUUUCAGGCAUACAAAUUAGUAACAGGAAGGACUAGACUUGUUGGCAGCAGAGGCAUCCCCGUAGAUGCUGCUGACAUCCAGUUCUACUUUUCAGACCCUCCAAGAUUUCACGAUCGCAGAAAUUAGCGCAAAAUCAACGAAACUGCAUAAUAUCCAAAGGAGCGGGCAAUUUUUCAAAAUUACCACAGAUUUGGGCCAAAACGCAUCAUGUGAUAUCAUCCCUACAUGCAUUUAGCCAAAGCCCUCAAACAUGAGUAAAGCUAAAAUAUCUCAUUUACAAAACGGACAUCACUGCGAAAGACCGUUCAAAACAAUUUCCUGUGAUUGCAAUUUCACAUUUGCAUAACAGGUGAAUGUAAAUCCUGUUUAUGG